This is a messenger RNA of Salmo salar (Atlantic salmon), 9574 nucleotides long. Its product is annotated as leucine zipper putative tumor suppressor 2 homolog. Lineage: Eukaryota; Metazoa; Chordata; Actinopteri; Salmoniformes; Salmonidae. The record is from RefSeq and is a predicted model, not a curated record. Gene Ontology annotation, biological process: negative regulation of canonical Wnt signaling pathway; cell division.
CUGCUCCGUUCGUUUCCCUCUGUCUGCCGGUGGCGCUGAACCGCUGCAGCACGCAGCCCGGACGUUGGGGGCUGGCAUACUGCGCGCGAGAGAGAGAACAGAAUGAGAAAAAAGGACCGGACCAGUCGAGCUUGUUGCAAAUCUGUUUCUCUUCCAAGCGGACGUGUUCGGGACAGAGAGAAGAGAGGACGAGAGUGAGCAAGAUGAGGAAGGGAACACUGAGUUUCAACUCGUGAAAGCAAGGGGGAAAUGAGGGGGGAAUACCUGUUAUAUCAAGGAAAGAACUUACUUUAAUAUUACACCAAGCCACAUCUGGAAAUAGUCGUCUGCAAGGAGCAGCAGCUCGAGACUCUAGGUCAGGAGGUGUAGUGGAGGAGAGGCAGACCAAGAAGUAGUGAGGUUCUGGGGAUGAGAAGUCACUGUUCUCUCCCUGUCUCCCCCAGAGAACCAGGAGACCACUGGGACUCUCAAACAGAGUGUGUGUUCAGUGUAUGUCCGGCCUUGUCCAGGUACCAUGGCUCUGGUUCAGACCCUGCCUGUGUCCACGACUGACCACCCCAAGCCUCCUACCAGCCUCAACAUCGUCUCCCUCUCCCCCGUGGUUGGAGGGCCCUGUGGCCCCUGUGGCCCCGGAGCCACCAUGGGCUCCGUCAGCAGCCUCAUUUCUGGCCGGACCUAUCAGGAGCAGCGACACUGCCGGGCAGCCAGCGAGUUCAGCACUAAGACACGCCAUAACACCCCAACCACCAGCUGUUUCAGGCUCCAGGGUGAUAGCAACACCCUGCACAGCGCGAGCUCCCUGGAACAACUACUGGUCAUCAACAACCAGACCCAGAUCCAGACCACACAGCUCCAGCCCCCGCCACUGCCCACCAAGAAGCAGCCCCGGUCAGGUAACUCUGCUGGUGGGACAGGGUGUGCGGCUGGAGGUGGUGUUGGUGCAGGGAAUGGAAACUAUGGGUUUGUGACUGAGGUGGUGACUGUAGGAGACUGGAAUGAUAACCAUGUGGUGGCGAUCGGGAGUCCGUGUAGCGACUCGGAGGAGCAGAGGGAUAACCGAGGUCUCAACGGGAAUAUUGGCGGUCCGCCGCCCAAACUCAUCCCUGUGUCGGGAAAACUGGAGAAGAACAUGGAGAAGUUUCUGAUCCGUCCCACUGCGUUCAAACCAGUGGUCCCCAAGAACCGUCACUCGGUGCAGUACCUCUCCCCGAGGCCAGGGGGCAGCCUCUCUGAGAGCCAGGGCAGCCUCAACCUCCUCCUGCCCCUACCUAUCAAUGGGAAUAAUGGAAAUACUGUGGUCAACAGCCCGGGGAGCUACGGAAAUGUCGUAUCUCUGCUCUGCUCUUCCUCGGACAGCAAAAGGAACUCAUACAGCGGAGGACGCAAUGCUCGCAGCAGCCAGUCCUGCUCCAUGUCAGACUCUGGCCGUAACUCCCUGUCCAGCCUCCCCACUCACAGCAGUACAGGCUACAGCUUGGCCCACAGCGAGGCCUCUGGGUCUGGAGGGUCCGGGGUGGGCCUGGAGCCUGGAGCUGGAAGAACUACUACUACCAACGGAGGAGGGUCGGUGACCCACGGGGUUCACAGUCACUCAACCUCCCACGGUCACUCUAACUCGGACAGCGGGCGUUCGUCAUCCAGUAAGAGCACGGGGUCGCUGAGCGGGCGCGGCCAGCCCCUGUCGGACAGUGGGUCGUGUGGGCACUCACCCCCGCCCCUGGAGGGGUGCGAGGGGGUGAUGAGGGAGCUGGAGGAGAAGCUGAGGGAGAGGGAUUUGGAACUGCAGCAGCUCAGAGAGAACCUGGACGAGAACGAGGCCGCCAUCUGUCAGGUGUACGAGGAAAAGCAGCGUCGCUGUGAGAGGGAGCUGGAGGAAAUGAGACAGAGCUGCUCUUCCAAGAUGAAACAGGCUACACAGAAGGCCCAGAGAGUCCAACAGGCCUUACAACUACAGGUGUUCCAGCUGCAGCAGGAGAAAAAGAAGCUUCAGGAGGACUUCUCCUCUCUGCUGCAGGACAGGGAGGUGCUGGAGAGAAGGUGUGCCUCCAUACAGAGAGAACAGAUCCAGUUGGGACCGCGCCUAGAGGAGACAAAGUGGGAGGUGUGUCAGAAGUCAGGUGAGAUAUCCCUGUUGAAACAGCAACUGAAGGAGAUCCAGUCAGAGCUGAGCCAGAAGGGUGGGGAACUGGUGGUCCUGAAGUCCCAGCUGAGGGAGGCCAGGACCGACCUCCAAAACAGCCAGGCCAGGAGCCAGGAGGCUGGGUCGGCCCUGCGGACACGCUCCCUGGAGCUAGAGGUCUGCGAGAAUGAGCUCCAGCGCAGGAAGAGCGAGGCUGAGCUUCUCCGUGAGAAAGUCAUACGCUUGGAAGAAGAGUUGGCCCAGCUUCGAGGUGCCCUGGCCAAUCAGGGAGGAGGCUAUCUUCCUGGAGGCCAGGCGCCGGCUAAUAAGGGCCAGUGCAUGAGCCUGCCCCUCCCCCAGGGCCGUGGGGGUGUGGAGGGUGGAAAGGGGGGCCCUAGCCCCUCUACGGGGUACCGUGAGGCGGAGGAGGGCAGGCUGGUAUGGGGAGGGGAGAGUGAUGAGGCCAAGACUCAGAGGCUGAGUGCUGAAGCUGUGCUGGGACUCAGGCAACAGGUGGAGAGGCUGAGGGCAGAGCUGAUGUACGAGAGGAGGAGCAGUGAGGAGCAGCUGGGAGGGUUCGAGGAGGAGAGGAGGGUCUGGCAGGAGGAGAAGGAAAAGGUGAUCCGCUACCAGAAGCAGCUGCAGCAGAACUACAUCCAGAUGUACAGGAGGAACAGAGAUCUGGAGAGGGUGAUGAGAGAGCUCAGUCUAGAGCUGGAGAACAGAGACAUAGAGGACUACGACAUCCAAAGCGGCAGCAACGACAUCCACUUUGAGGAGAUGACCGCUACUGAGAUCUAGAGGGGACAACACAGGGGUGUCCUCUCGCCCCAUUGAGAUUUAGAGACCAGACAGGGACGUCGUCUAACCCCAGUGAUAUCAAAAUCAAAUCAAAUUGUAUUGGUCACAUACAUGUGUUUAGCAGAUGUUAAAUGCUUGUGUUUCUAGCUCCGACAGUAGCAUCUCCUGAUAUUUAGAGACAUGGGUGUCCUCUCGCCCCCAUGACUAUUAAUACCAGCACCCUGAAAUGAUCUGAUUUCCCCAUCACUGCUACUGAGAGGGUUGCAUCCAAAACGGAACCCUAUUUCCUAUGUAGUGCACUAACUUUGGCUAGAGAACAGGGUGCCAUUUGAAAUGUGCAUCUAGAAUACCGAGGGUAUAUCUGAACAUAUUCCCCUAACCACAGUACAAGCACUCUUUACUUCUCUAUGGACCGUUUGCUGUCAUGGACAUUAAGGGAGCAUCUCUGUUUAAGGGUGGAUCCGCUCCACUUGACAUUGGGAUGCACCCUCCUCCUGGACCACACAGGAACAGCUGACUACCUGCAGUCAGAAAAGACUCCAUCACAUCUUUAUUCAGACUUAAAAGAGAGGUUAGUGUGUAUCUCAAUAGUUGAGAGUGUCUUCCUCCCCAGAGUAAGAUUCACCCUCAGACCAACACAUCCUCCUUGCCUCCUCACAUGGGUUUGAUUGCCCAGCUAUAGUACCAGCACUCUGUUGGACAUAUAUUAUGACUUUUGACUUGAGAAACAAGCAGGUGCCACUCAAAUCAGUGUAUUGAAAGCAAAGGGGAGAAUCAAGUCAAGUAUAAUCACAUCUGUAUGGAGCACACAGGUGUGACUACCUGACCACCAGCACAUAAUGAUGACAUUACUAUAACGAUGACAUCAUCACCACUCAACUGUGUUUCCGUUCGUCCACAGGACUUUGUGCACCUUUGCACUAAAGCAAUGAUGUAAUAACACUUUCACAAUUUGUGUUGUCAAUGUUAUAUAUACAGUGUUCAAUGGAUCAGCAACUCAUCUAGAAGUAGUACGGAAAGGACCAGAAAUACUCCACUGAAAUAUGGGUUUACAUUCGGUGGAAUUGGAAGCCACAACCUUGUCUUUUCUCAGCUAUGGAAAGACUAUGUAGUAUUUUGAUGGGAUGUAUAAGGACUCUUGGCACAAAUAGCAAAUGCAACUGUUCAGUUAUCAGCACUGGCUAAGAAAGGAACUGUUGUCUACACUCUUCCUUGUUCAUGGAAUCUUCAAACAUCCUGGAUUUCUAUCAUUGGCUGCUUGUUGCUAAAAUGUCAACAUUCUGUUCUGUCAUUGGCUGAACCAUAUCUGUCAGUUGAUAUUGACUCUCAGCUCCCCAAAUGUGGUGAGAAGGAAGAGAAAACCAAAAGAAGACAUCAAAGGCUUAAUGUGAGUGCUGUGUUGUGCUCCUCCUCUCUUUAAGCCAAUCAAUAGUCACCCUAUUGUAUCUUCUCUACAACCUCUCUCGUGUGAAUGACACAAAUAGAAGCAUGUAGCACUAUGAGGCAGUGAUUAGCAUGGGAGAUAUCAGCACAAAUACAACCGCUGCCCUUCUCUCUCUCUCUCUCUCUCUCUCUCUCUCUCUCUCUCUCUCUCUCUCUCUCUCUCUCUCCAGCACAAACUUUCAUAUCAGAGAAAGAAACAAACCUUAAUUGGUCAACUCAAGCUGCCCGUCAAAGAUAUCGAUGCUGCAUUGGCUGCUGGGACUGUUAUGAAGCCGUCUUGGAUCAGUGAGCAUAUGGUGUCGCUUUUCCUUAUGGUAUCACAGUGAAACCAACAAAACAUCCCUGUUCAACUGUACUUUGCUCCUUCCUCCCUUGGCCUCUCACUGUUGUACACGCUGGACUGUGAAUACUCUUCUAACGUUUUACUUUUUAUUACUAGACCCCCCCCCCCCCUCUCACUCCUUCUCAUCAAAAAGCCAAAUAACACUUCCUAGACUUCCUGUCCCUUCUGGCCAGUGACUGUGAGGCUCACUCACUGACAUCUAGAUAAUGUGGAUGGCAAAAUUGCAUGUCUUUCCCUUGUCUGUCAAAGUCUGGGAGAGGACGGUCCAGGUAAUGUAGGGCAGGAUUCCCCAACUGGCAGUGAUUUUAUUUGGCCUCCCAAGUUUUCUGAGCAAAAGAAAACACAUAUAUAUAUAUAUAUCUCUCUCAAAUUAUAUAUUUUUUAAAUGUUGUUAGACAUAAACGACUAAAAACACCAGCAAAUCAGCUCCAGGUGAUUUUAAUUUUGGAAAUCUGUUCCAAAGUAUUCCCAUGCAUAAUAGUGAAAUAGAUACAUGUGAUCGUAUACAAAUGUAAACAAGGUUUGAAAUUAUUGUUUUAGUCAAAUAUAUAUGUUUGGGCAUUUUGCGGUCAAUUUGCGGUCUACAAAUUAUUUGUAAUUAUGUACCAGUCCGCUGACCAUCCGCUCAAGAAAAUUUAAGCCUGCGGCUAAAUCUAGUUGAUGAUCCCUGAUGUAGGGGUUUGUGCUGGACAGUGCAUGAUGUAUUAGCCUAAGGCAUGACAACCAGGUCAUUAUGGAACUGUUACAGUGGUUAUAUCAACAUUUUGGCAACCACUGCCAUAGAAAUAUAAUUAAUAGAAUGUAAUUCUAUUUCUAUGUGGGGAACCAUAGAUAAAUAUGGGAGUCUUCAGUUGUGCUUCCUCAUAAGAAGGGAUUAAACUAGAGCUCUGGUCUUUUAUAUUAGAGAGGUAAACAGAGUUUAUAAAAAGGAAUCUAACAGAUAAAUGGAAAUCAAUAUGAUCUAUGAUGAUGAUGAAUAUUUUUUUUAUAUAGCACCUGAAGAUAUUUUGUGGUAACACCAGUACCAUUGUGGGUUUAAUGUACAAAGUAUAAUAAAGAGUUCUAUAUAUCUUUACAGUACCACACAUAUACCAAUGAGAUGAUUAAACACAAUUGGAAAGGGUCUGGAAAGAGUGGCACGAACAUCUAUUGCAUGCAUAAAACAUUUUUUACAUCAUCUUGAACAAACAAAAAAGUCACGAUUCAAACUCCACUCUUUGUUCUUGAUCAAGCUGCAUUAUGAUUAAACAAACAUACAACAAUAUGGGAAAUAUCCAGCUUUUAGCCAAGGUUCACAUUGGUCAGCACAUUAAUGGUCAUCCUUGUUCAAUGCGAUUGCGUUUUCAUUUGGCGGCCAUUAUAAUCUAUAUCACCCAAUAUCAUCGUCUUCGUUGUGUUUGUCAUCUUCAGACUACACUUAUUAACACACAAAGCAUUUCAUCCAAAUAAUAUCUCAACUAAAAAUGUGUUCAUCACAUAUGGUAGAAACAUUCAUCUUCAAUUUAGUCGUAUAGGUCUACAAGGAUACCAUUUUACAACAUUCAAGAUGUAUUUUUAAGAGAGGAAUAGAACAUAUAUUCCAGUGUGGAUGUACCAUCAUCUGUAACACAGUCAGGUGGGAAAAGCAGCUCAGGUGUAUUUUUUUAAAUUGAACCUUUAUUUAACUAGACAAGCCAGCUAAGAACAAAUUCUUAUUUACAAUGACAGUCUACCACAGCCAACAACUAACCCAGAUCAUGUUGGGCCAAUUGUGCGCUGCCCUAUGGGACUCCCAAUCACAGCCAGCUGUGAUAUAGCCCAGAAUCGAACCUGGGUCUGUAGUGACACCUCUAGCACUGAGAUGCAGUGCCUUAGACCACUGCGCCACUUGGGAGCCCCCGAGUGGUAAUGACUAACACAGUAGCAAAGGUGUAAUGGUUAACACAGUAGCACAGGUGUAAUGGUUAACACAGUAGCACAGGUGUAAUGGUUAACACAGUAGCACAGGUGUAAUGGUUGACACAGUAGCACAGGUGUAAUGGUUAACACAGUAGCACAGGUGUAAUGGUUAACACAGUAGCACAGGUGUAAUGGUUAACACAGUACAGUAGCACUGGUAAAGUGAACUGAAAGGGACCCCAGUGUUCAUUUUGGCACUCUGUUUCAGAUUUAGUCAUUUUGACUUAAAUAUAAUUAAGUCUGAUUCACAUUUCAAUAAUGAUUUAGUGUAGUUAUUGACAAAAUGACAAAAACAGUGGUCCAUUUUUGUCAACUAAAUGCCCUUUCAUUUUAGUCAUUUAGUUACGUCACAUUUUUAUUGCCUCAUUAACCUAUAGUAAACAUAAAUCACUGACUUCCAUGUGCACAAACAAACACAGCCUUGUCCUACCAACAUAUUUUUCUGCAUAAAAUCCUAUUCUCAUCCCAACAGCAGAAAUAUGACAAACAUAUAUAAGAAUUGUCUGGCCUCGGUCGCGUCAUUUCCAUUGUUAUCAACGUUCCACAGACGCCGCAGCCACAUUGAUGUCCAAAAGUAGAACGGGGCACAGACGUCAGUUCAGCGUCUACUUUUGAUUUACAUUUGGUUGAGUUGUCAACUAACCUGAAUUCAAUGUGAGAUCAACAUAAAAUGUAAUGUCAUUGGAUUUAGGAUAAAAGUUAGGAUAAAAGACGACACUUCCUUACAUUGAUUACUUUUUCCAAAUCCAAUCAGUUUUCCACAUUGAUUCAACUUCAUCACAUUAAAUGUUUUUGUUGAAAUGACGUGGAAAUAAUGUUGAUUCAACCAGUUUUUGCCCAGUGGGUAAUGAUUUCGAACGGGAGGGAGCUAAUGACUGUUUUGCCCAGUGAUGUAGUUGAUUAAUUAAACCUCGAAACCUAAUCAAGUCCCAACUAAGUCCCCUGUGCUCGAGUCCAAGUCAGAGUCACCAAUGGUCGAGUCACGAGUCCUGGUCCAAGUGCUCAAGUCUGAGUCACUGGGUCCACUCAAAAUAAAGUUAUUUACCCAGUCAGAGGUAGUGUAGUGUCAAGAUGAAUUUAUUCAAUAAAUUGUUUGCUAUUCCUUUUCCUUUCUUUCUAUGCUACCAAAUGUUUGCAUAGGCUACUGGUAAUGUUACCAGGGCCACGUUCAGUUGCAAAACUUUGUUGAACGUUGCAAAUAGAAAUUCCAUGAAUAGAGCCAACGUUAUUCCUUAUUCAACAUGUCAGAUAGAAAUGUGCUAUGUAGAACAAACAUGCCUACCAGAGUGUUCCGUCCUGCUGAACACGGCCCAGGUUGGUAGGUAUAACUAGCUAAUGAGGUAACAUGACUGAACAAAGUGUAGUCUAAAUAAAUGGUUAAUGGUCCGGUCCUAGUUUUAGAACGGCCCGCGAUAUGCUUUAUGAAUGUUAAAUGCGCCCCGCCAAUGCAUGAUAGAAAGAAAAAUCGUAGCGUCAGUAUUAUGGGUCAUAUCUUUUGAGCGGUAAUCUCUCAAGCCGUUUUCUUAAGCCAUGUUCACAUUGGCAGUUUGAAAUGACUUAAAUCCUAUUUGCAUAUCCAAUCUUUUCUUUUUCCUGCAGUCUGAACAGGCAAAAAGCACAUGGAAUCUGAUAAUUCAAGCCACAUUUCAAACCACCUUCGCAGGUGGUUUGAAGUCAGAUACAAAUCUGAUUCCUGGCCAAGUGACUUGUGUCUUAACGGGAAAAUCAGAUUUAUUUGCCCUCAAGUUGUUUUGAUAGUUGGAUAAUCCUUUCCUUUGAGGCUUUAAAAGUGUUCCUACACUGUAAUUUUGAACAUUCAAAGCAACUGGGAAACAUUCUACAUAACUUCUGAGUGAUGAGGAAUCACGAACACCACCACCGAUCAGUUCUAAAAACUAUUGUUCAGUCCACUUAGUAGUCAGACUUGAGAUCAUUUAGUCUCGUCUCGUUUUAGGCAACUGAAAUAUUUUUUUUGGUUUAGUUAUAGUUUUUUUCUGGUUUAUUUAGUCAGUUAUAGUCUAGUCAACUGCCACUGAAAAAGUAGGUGUUUGAUAAAUAUUUGAGUUCUUAUUUUUGUUGACUAAAUUAACUGUGAGGAACCCCCUCGGUGAAAGCACAGUGCACUCUGGAUACCCCUUUCCACAUUUCUCACUUUUCUUCAUAACCCCAUAAUAACAAUUUUCUGUGUAAAUACAGUCAGUAUCUAACUGAAAAUGACAUACAGGUAACUGCCAAAAUAAAGGAAACGUGUGUAAAUGAGGGAUACAAAGUAUAUUGAAAGUAGGUGCUAAGGUGUGGGUCUUGAGUUAAUUAAGCAGUUAACAUCCCAUCAUGCUUAGGGUCAUGUAUAAAAAUGCUGGGCAGUCCAUUAUUUUGGCUACCAUGGCUAUGCCCCCAUAGGAUUACAAGGCCCCUGUCCACAGGGCACAAGUGAUCACUGAAUGGUUUGAUGAGCAUGAAAACCAGAUCUCAACCCAAUUUAACACUUAUGGGAGAUUGUGGAGCGGAGAUUGUGUAACCACCAACAAAACACCAGCGUUUUCCCUCCAAUAGAGUUCCAGACACUUAUAGAAUCUAUGCCAAUGUGCAUUGAAGCUCUUCUGGCUCGUGGAGGCACAACACCCUAUUAAGACUGUUGGUGUUUCCUUUAUUUUGGCAGUUACUUCUACAUUGAGUGACAUUCUAGUCCUUUACUCAGACGAAAAUAAAUAUUUCAAAUGUAGCCACUGCGACUAUAGACCAAAGCAACGUAACACGUUUGUUUGUAUUUGUCUUGUUUCUUUUCUUCCUUAGUGUGCAUAAGUAUACAAUUAUAUUUUAGUGUGUUUAGGUGUUCUGUUUCUUUAUUAAUCCAUGGUCAUGUAUAUUUUCAUGCUGUAAAUUUAUUGUACAAAAUUAAGUUUGUUUUUAAUUAAAGAUACAAAAUGUCA